AUGCCCAUUACUCAGGAGAAUGCUAUGUUCUAUCGUGCCCUUCUCCAUCAGUGGCUAAGGGACAACCUAAAAAUGGAAGCCAAUGGACCAGAGAAGACUUUGUAUCUAUCUGCCAUUCAGAAACUAACAGAAUACAUUCAAUUCAACUUUGUAUUAGAUGAGACGUUGUUGGAUCACAAGCAGAGCAUGAUGGAUAUGGAAAUCUGCACAGUUCAUCUAACCAAGGAUGAAAACAGCGAUGAGGUUCUUGGCCUUAGUUUUGGCAAUAUUCCUAUUUUUGGACACUGUGGUGAAAAACGUAGGGGAGGUAAAAAGAGGAAAGUUCAAAAUGGGCCAGUGCUUGAUGUUGGAUGUAUCUGGAUAACGGACUUGAAAAAACAGAGUCCGGCAGCAAGGUGUGGGAAGAUGAAGCUACGAGAUGAAGUCCUAUCAUUGAAUGGCCAGCUCAUGGUUGGUGUUGAUGUCUGUGGUGCCAGGUAA
Messenger RNA from Pelobates cultripes (western spadefoot toad), 480 nucleotides. The record is from the annotation of a GenBank genome assembly. NCBI's taxonomy places the organism in Eukaryota, Metazoa, Chordata, Amphibia, Anura, Pelobatidae.